GAAAGAAAGAAAGAAAGAAAUAAGGUAACAUAUAGUUUCAAGUGAGUGAGAGGAUAGCAAGAAACUUGGGAGACAUUCUGUGGUGGUGAUUUGAUUAAAGAACAGAGAAAAGGAAGGUGAAAUAUUAUGGGGAGGCCUCCUUGCUGUGACAAAGAAGGGGUCAAGAAAGGACCUUGGACUCCUGAAGAAGACAUCAUUUUAGUCUCUUACAUUCAAGAACGUGGACCUGGAAAUUGGAGAGCCGUUCCUACCAAUACUGGGCUGCAUAGAUGCAGUAAAAGUUGCAGGCUUAGAUGGACUAAUUACCUCAGGCCAGGGAUCAAACGCGGUAACUUUACUGACCAAGAGGAGAAGAUGAUCAUCCACCUUCAAGCUCUAUUGGGCAAUAGAUGGGCUGCAAUAGCUUCAUACCUCCCACAGAGAACUGACAAUGACAUUAAAAACUAUUGGAACACACACUUGAGGAAGAAGCUGAGCAAGCUCCAAGCUGCAGGAGGAGGCACUGAAGGCCUUCACUCAAAAGAUCAAGGACUAAACAGCAAUUCUUCCUCACAGCCAAUAUCCAGAGGACAAUGGGAGAGGAGGCUUCAAACAGACAUCCACAUGGCCAGGCAAGCUCUCAGAGAUGCCCUUUCCCCAGAAAAGCCACUGACUUUGAGUUCAGAUUUGAAUCCCACAGAUGGGUUUUCGAUUUCGAGCCCGAAGAAACCAUCCCUAGAUCAAUCAAGCAGUUCCACUUAUGCUUCAAGCACUGAGAACAUUUCAAGAUUGUUGAAGGGUUGGAUGAAAAACCCACCAAAGAAAUCAGCUAGCUUCACCAACUUGGCUAAUAAUAAAACAGAUUAUCAGCAUUACUCAUCUAGUGAGGGAACCACAUCUGUGGCAAAUACUGCCAAUAGUGGCAAUGUUGAACUAUCUGAUACAUUUGAGUCUCUGUUCGGUUUUGAGUCCUCAAAUUCCUAUUUGUCUCCGUCUAUGUCACCGGAGGCCAGCUUAUUCCAAGGCGAAAGCAAGCCGGAUCUUAUCAGCGAUAAGUUGCCGCUGUCUUUUCUUGAGAAGUGGCUGUUUGAUGAAAGUGCUUCUCCUGCUGCUCUAGGGAAGGACCACUUCUUUAGUGAUAUGCUACCAGAUCAUGGAAAUGCUAACUUUUUCUGAGGAGUUUGCUUGUUUUUUCCGGAAAGAUUGUAAUAUCUUAAUUAAUUGUUAGUCUUUUGCUUACUCUAAUUUGGUUCUAGGUAUUAUUGGGACUGAUUAAUUUCACGGUGCCUUGAUUAGCAAGGGGAAAUUGUUAGAACCCCUCACUGCUAGAAAAGGAAGUGUAAAAAUUUUAUAUUAUUAUUAUGUCAAAUGUCUCAGAAGAUAAUAAUUAUAUUUCCCAUUUCAUGCUUAA
This is a messenger RNA of Malus domestica (apple), 1390 nucleotides long. RefSeq names its product myb-related protein 306 (gene MYB30). The record is from RefSeq and is marked provisional. Gene Ontology annotation, biological process: response to auxin. NCBI's taxonomy places the organism in Eukaryota, Viridiplantae, Streptophyta, Magnoliopsida, Rosales, Rosaceae.